Aegilops tauschii subsp. strangulata is the source of this 888-nucleotide messenger RNA. The record is from RefSeq and is a predicted model, not a curated record. Lineage: Eukaryota; Viridiplantae; Streptophyta; Magnoliopsida; Poales; Poaceae.
AUGCCGAGGCAGGAGGUCCGUUCGGGCGUCUGUCGCAUCGAAAACGACAAAAAACGCAAUGCUGCGUUCACCAAGCGGCAUGCUCAUUUGUUCAAAAGUGCUAGUAACCUCUCCGCCCUCACAGGCGUGAGGGUUGCUGUCAUCCUAGAGAAGGAAUCGGGAAAGAUGCAUGGCUUUGGGACGCCGUUAGUGCAACCCAUUGUUGAUUCUUUCCUGUCAGGAGAUCCACUUGUCGAGCCUCUUGUCGAUGAACAAGUGAAAGAUAGGAUUGCAUUGUUGCAGAGCGAGGUGGCUAGGUUGCACAUGGAGAAUGAAAUGCUAAAAACGAGAGCAAACCUCUCACUCCAACACAUCAAGAAGAUCCAAUCUCAGAAUUCAGGGAUGCCAGCAAAUAAUAUCUUCUCCAAGGUAGAAGAUCUUAGUCUUGAAGACCUAACCAACCUCUUCAAUAACCUAUUGCGAGUCAAGGAGGAAAUUAGACGACGUUUGCCUCCACUACAACAUGGACAUGAACCAAAGUCAGUUGUUGACCAUGCAAAGGAUUUACCUCCACCACUUCAACCACAAUUUCAAUACUAUGCAAGUCCUAACACAAUAACAAAGCCAUUGCAGAACAACAUGAGCCCUAACUCAAUUGUUGAGAACACUAUGGAUGAAUCCCCACGGUUUUUCUACUCCGGUGGUAAUGACACUUACGUCCAUGAAUCAUUCAGCUAUGAUAACUUGUCUAAUGCUCCUUUGGACAAGGCGCAUGAAAUUCUAGGGAUGGAUUCUUACUUGGACUAUAAUAUUAGUGAUCUAGAGCAAUAUAAAAUGGAUUGUGUUGAGUGGGCCAAUAAUGCACCACCAGGCUCUUCCGGUGGGAAUGAUGAUGAUAUUGAUGGAUGA